GCGGUCGCGAGCAAGGCAGCUGCCGCUGACUCCAGCUUGACUUUUUAACUCAGCCGCUGUGUCGAGGGGACCGAAAAACAGGAGAACCGUCCGAUUGUGGACACAACAUACGUGUAAAAUAACCUUUGUGACACCUCACGGCUCUUAAACGUGUGUCGUCUUCAUGCAGAGGGCCUAGGCUCAGGACGCUGCUGCUGCUGCUUCAGUAAAGCCAUGAUUGGAUGAAGAAAGAACCAUUGACUACCAGUAUGGACCUGCUCCAUCCUGGAGUUUUCCACCAUCCUUAGCUCUCAGAUCUGAGUCCACUUAACUCUGAACAGUGACCACAGCCAGUGUAUGACAGACCUGUCAGGUGAUCUGUCUGGUGCAAUGAUGAUGUCAGUAGACGUGACCAAUCGUAACAGCCCUGCCGCCACGCCCCCCACCUCACUCAGCCUUCGCUCUUCACACAACCAGCUCCUCACCAGCGAUGUCAUCAAACAAGGCUCCGCCACUCCUCCCAAAUGUCGCAAGAAGUAUGCGCUUACCAGCAUCCAGGCCGCCAUGGGCCUCGGUGAAGUGGUGCCGCCUUCAUCAGCAUCAUCAUCUCCAUUGCCAUCCCCGUCACAGUCCUCAACUCCCAACAAUCCCAAACUAGCAAAGAACGGGGCGAACCAGCUUCGUAAAGCUGGCCAGGACCACAACAAAAACACAACUGACCCUGAUUUAAUGGAUUCAGAAAUAGUAGCAGAUGACCUUAAUGUCAACGUGGCAGAGGAACAAGACAGUCACACUCUUACCAAUAAUGAUCGAGAGGAAGAUGCCGACCUUCACCCAGAUGCUCACAGUGAUGUAGAGGCUGAGCAGACGACAGAGCCUGACUUGGACUGUAACAUAAACACGACUGUGGAGCUCAAACUGAGCAGCAGCACGGCUGAUUUGGACUUUGACUCAGAGGACACCAAUGACAUCAGCAUCUUGUCUGAGAAGGAAAUGAUGUUAAAGAUGAAGAUCGAGGAAGAUGAGAUGGUGGGGGAAGAGGAAGAUGAGGAGACGAAACCUUUACUGACAGUAGACAGUGAGUCCCCUGUGAAGAACCACAAAGUUUCUCCAGGCCUGGAGCUCAUCUCUGACCUCCACUCCAACCUCAAGCUCCUCAAAUCUGGCAAGAACUCUCCAGUACCCCCUCCUCCUUCCCCACCCAAGCAAGCCAGUCCAGAAGACACUCCCCUGCUCUCCAUGGUCUCCUGCCCCUCCUCUUCCUCCUCAUCCUCCUCUCCAGAGACGAAGAAGGACAGAAGAACUGGCGCAAAGACAGACUGUGCCUUGAACCGCAUCCAGAAUCUGAACCCCAGUGACGAAGAGUUGAGCUGGACUACCUUGUCCCAGGAGAGCAACUCGCCAGAGGAGACAGAUAUUUGGAGUGAGCAGUCAUUCCAGACAGACCCCGACCUGCCUCCAGGAUGGAAAAAGAUUACAGACAUGGCUGGUAUCUACUACUGGCACAUUCCUACAGGCACCACUCAGUGGGAGCGGCCCGCCACUCAUCCACAACCCCCUGGACAGAUGGAGUCCACGGCCCUGGGUGACCACUCAGCCUCAACACCACGUAAACCUUCCCUGGGCUCACUCAGCCCCUCACCCACUCCAGACCACGAGUCAUGCCAGGCCGAGAUCUUCUUCAGGGGGUCGACUCGCUCGGGCAGCACCACCUCUGACAGCUCAGUGGAGCCUCUGUCCACUCACGAGCCCACACUCCCCACAUGUGGAUUUGUGAACAGCUGUUACUUUCCCCGCUCCACGUCUCUGCAGGGUGUGGAUCAAGAGUGUCGCUCUCAGCGUCACGAAGAUGAGGAAAAGAAACAGGUGUGGAGUGAAUUUGGCGGAAAAAUUGAUAGUGAAAUGUGGAAGGACCUGCAGGCAGCCACAGUGAACCCGGACCCCAGUCUGAAAGAGUUUGAGGGUGCUACACUUCGCUACGCGUCACUCAAGCUAAGGAGCCGUCCAGCAGCAGAAGAAGAAGAAUCCAGCAGUAUUAACAGUGACCCCGAAGCAAAGUGUUUCGCUGUGCGCUCUCUGGGUUGGGUGGAGAUGGCCGAGGAGGACUUGGCUCCUGGAAAGAGCAGCGUCGCUGUUAACAACUGCAUCCGACAGCUGUCCUACUGCAAGAACGACAUCCGGGACACCGUUGGCAUCUGGGGAGAGGGGAAGGACAUGUACCUCAUGCUGGAGAAUAAUAUGUUGAACCUAGUCGACCCCAUGGACCGCAGCGUGCUUCAUUCUCAGCCAAUCGCAAGUAUCCGAGUUUGGGGCGUUGGCCGGGACAAUGGCAGGGACUUUGCAUAUGUGGCGAGGGAUAAAAACACCAGGAUCCUGAAAUGUCAUGUGUUCCGCUGUGACACACCAGCCAAAGCCAUCGCCACCAGCCUGCACGAGAUCUGCUCCCGGAUAAUGACAGAGAGAAAGAAUGCCAAAGCGAUGGCAGGAGGCUCCCUCCAGGACAGGAUGCAGGCAGGACUCGAUCUCCCUUUACAAGCAGAGUUUCCCACACCAAAGACGGAGCUGGUUCAGAAGUUUCAGGUGCUCUAUCUUGGGAUGAUGCCUGUGGCCAGACCGAUAGGCAUGGAUAUACUGAAUGGAGCUAUAGACAGUCUGAUUGGUUCUUCCAGCAGAGACGACUGGACUCCAGUGGCCCUCAAUGUAGCCGACGCUACGGUCACCAUCAGCAAAGACAAGGAUGAAGAGGAAGUGCUGGUAGAGUGUCGUGUUCGCUUCCUGUCUUUCAUGGGCGUUGGGCGUGACGUGCACACGUUUGCCUUCAUCAUGGACGCUGGCGGCCAUCGUUUUGACUGUCACGUCUUCUGGUGUGAGCCCAAUGCUGGGAGUGUGUCCGAGGCCGUACAGGCAGCUUGUAUGCUGCGGUAUCAGAAGUGUUUGGUGGCUCGACCGCCCUCCCAGAAGGCCUGCGGUUCGUUGCCUCCCGGCGACUCGGUGUCCCGCCGGGUGUCGACCAGCGUGAAGCGAGGCGUCCUGUCUCUCAUCGACACCCUCAAACAGAAGAGACCUGUCACAGAGUUGCCACAGUAACCGUGGUGAAACACUACCGGCUUUCGACCACGGCCCCAAGUCACCAUAGUAACUCAACGCAUCGCUGCCAAAACCCGUCACCACCACAGACCCCAGUAGCCAUGGAAACGCAGUAAAACCCUUGGGUUUUUUGGGGGUGGGGGGUUUAACCUUUCACAACUCCUUCACUUGUUUGGAAGCAAAUUGGAAUUUCACCUCAAGAGUUAAUUGGCUCUUGAGCCGCUAUUCAAGUCUGUUUCCUCCAAAUAAGUGAGAAUUAAAAAGGCACCAACCCCACAUCUAAAGAGGACCACCUGAGUGCCGGCCAUGCAGGCGAUGGUGUACAUAGAAGUAGGUCUCAUUCCCCUCAGCUCACAGCAGCGGAGGAGAAGAGGGCAGGAACUGAAGAAGUAGGAAGUGAUCCUGUGUGCUGCUGCUGCAGCCAAACCGCUGAUCUCUCCAUGCUCUUUGUGCAUUUGUGUCUGUGCCUGUGCUGACAGCAUGACCUUUCACACCUGGCCACACUCUCCCUCCAACCUCAUCCACCUGGUUGUCCUUUUGCCCCUCCCCCCCGAGCUCUCUUGCUCAUCAUCUUCAGUAGACUGUAACCGUAAGAAGAUGAAAAGUUUCAUAUCAGUGGAUGAUCAUUGGAAGAUAAAGAGAUUUGUUUCAGUCUACACCCUCCAACCACUUGACCCUGCAUGAACUUUUUAUCUAAAUGUGAAUCAUUCUAUACAAUAUCAAUACACUGCUGCUGCUUUCAGAGACUCGAGGGUGAGAAAUCAGAAGUCGCACGGUUCGUUUAUCCUGUCUUAUUCGUUCUUUCUCAUCAGCUGUGCGAGAGUCAGCCCCGGAGCGUCUGAACGAGUGGUGACCUUUCACCCGAAACAUCCUUCGCGCAUUUCCUUGUUUACGUUGUUAUUCUUUUCUCAUCCCUCUAGGAAAUGACAGAAGAUAGCCAUAACGGAGGACGAGAUGGGGGCGGGUGGCGCUGACCCUCUCUCUCUCUAGUACAGUGCUGCUCCAAACACAGGAGACCUUCAGCAUGCUGCUGCUCUUUAAUACACAUGUUGGAGGAAGUUUGACGGAUUAUUCCUUUAAAUCCCACCUCAGUAUCAGUCAUCAGACUUCAUUUAAACUAAUAAAGAUCAUAGGUGGCAUUAAAAAAACAAAACAAAAACAAGCCUGGAGGAAGACUUGAGGAAUGUGUUUUUAUACCUGGGUGUGGUUGUGAUGAUUUUUAGUCCACAGCUUAUGUGAACUGUGAUUUGAGAAAAAGAGAGGACAAUUUUCUCUUGAGCUGUGGAUGUUUUCUAGAGGAAAGCCACCAGAGAGAUGCGUUGACUCAGACGGACGGACUUUAAUGGACUCUAUAUCGGUCUGUCUCCAGGAUUGUGUUCAGCUGAACACGCCUUGUGUUUCCUUACUCACUGUACGUCUGAUUUCAUCAGUGUAAUGAAACCGCUCGUUCUGUGUCUGUGUUGUGCAGAGUUCCAGUUUCACCUGCUAGCUCCUUAUUAUCACAUAUCUGACAAGCUUGGAUGUAUGGUAAUAACUAAUGAAGUCCUUUAUGUCACCUAAAAAUCACGUAAGAUCCUCACAACAACGCAUCUCCCUCCUGGGUGUGGGGCAGCAGAUUAAUACUGUUAGGUGACCCUUUGCUAAACCCCCUGAUUACAGCCUGUCAAGCUUUGGGUUUACUCUCCGCUUGGGUUUCCUUUCCAGACGAUGCUGCUACAUCAGAGCUCUGUAUUGUGUUUGUAUUUCAACCUGCUGCAGUAUGGUGGUACAUUUUUCACUGUGUGUACCUGAUUGGUUAUCCUGGGACUAAGAAGGUCCGUGCAGAAUGGAUCAUGGCUCACUUUCUGCUGAGGACACCAACUUUUAUGCCAGAAGCAGUAGACGAGCCUCUGACAUUUAGCAUGAUAUUUCAAGCAGCUGGUUCAAAAUGACUGCCUAAUGUUAAAACAACAGCCGGAUUAAAAAAUAUGGUCCAACUCUUCAUAAAACAUAUAAAGUCUGUUCAUGACGUUCAUCAUUUUUAGGGUCCAAAAUUGAACAUUUGCUGGUUAGCAGGAGAUGCUAGUCUGCGCGUAAUACGCUUUCAAGAGUUACUGCAGAUAUGUGACGCAGCAUGUAAAAAUCUAAAGUACAAAAUUCAUUAUUAUUUUUGCUUUAACUAAAAUUUCAAAACUUCCAGAUUAAUACUGCACAAUUCCAUGAUUUCUUUUUGUAAGAUGAAGAUUUUGAAGAUGUCGAGCUGCAGCCGUCCCUUGAAUUGUUUGUGGUUCAGUAAAUAUGCACAAGUUCCCAGGAGGAGAUGCCUUCAUAUCCGGAAUGACAUCCCAUAGUUGGAAAAGAUAAAAACAAACAAAUCUUCCAAAUCAAACACAUGAAGCUACCUGCUGUGAAUAAGGGAGCAGUAACAAUUGUAUCACAUUCGUAAAAGAAGUUUACCUUAUGGAGACCCAAUGCAGAAGUCACCAAACUUCUCUGGUUGACCGUCCAGGUCAGUUCUCCGGGUGGGUGCGGCUGUGCUGAGUGGAGGGUUUCCCCUCGUAGCUGUGAGGCGUGGACACCUAAGUUUGUGAGUGCGAGAACGAGGUGACGUAGGAUUUGAUACCAUAGCUGCAUCUACUAAAAGUCUCGGACAAGUUUGAAUAUCAGUCACCUUGACGUCAAGGUCAGAGGUCAAGUUUUCAGAAAAUCUUGUAAAUGCGAUAACUUGAGAACGAGGUGACAUAGGAGUUUCAAACUAGGUACAUCUACUAGGAGGCUGAGUUGAAGUCACCGGUAGUUUCCUUGACUUGUGAGAUUCCCGGUCUUCGUCUUUGCCUGUUUUUGUUUUGUUGUUUUUGUUUGUGCUGCGUCACAUUUCUGUGAUAAAUAAGUGGCUGCUGCCUAAAGAGACCUUAAAAAAACAAAGAAAUGCUUGACAGGGGCUGAGGCAGUAACUUGAGGGGGGCGGGGCUUAGCUAACGGUCAGCAUGUUGUCUUGCACUUCGUCUGUUGGCUCCACGGGGGAACGCAAAGAAACUAUUUUAGUAACGGAGAUGAUUUCUUCUUUUGUCACAAGGAUGCUGAAAUGUGAACGAGAUGACAAAAACUUUGUGUACAUAAUACCCAUUUCAUGUAACAUUUGGCAUUAAUCAUCGUUAUAAGCUAUGUUUUUCUUUUUUUUUGUUUUUUUUUUUGCCUGUUAUUUUCCUCUAAUGAAAUGCCUUUUUAUUUUUUUUUCUAUUUUUUGAAAAUUCACCAAAAGGCCAAAGUGUAAAAUACUGAUAUACAUUGUAGAUAAAGAAAAAUACGAGAGCAAAUAAUGAACACGGAGGCGAUCGGAAACGCUCACAGUUGUCAGUUAAGUUGAUGCUGAAUUUAACUUAGCAAUUAUCUAUGCAUUCUUUUGAUCUGGAGAAAUGGAAAGUCAUGAAAAGUCUUGCAUGCUCUGAGAUGGUUGAGAGAGAGAGAGAGAGAGACUGUAUGUAUUGAACAGAAAUAUUUUUUAUUUUAUUUAUUCUAUUUUAUAAAAGGUAUAUACUGAUUUUUAUUAGUUGGGGCAAGUAAAGUCUCAUGACUGUCAUCGUCUCAGUCCCCGGUUAAGUCACAACGCUACAACAAGCUCCGCUUUGCAGAACACAGCAGGUUAUGGAUUAUAUCUUCACCUUGUACAGUGUACCGAGAGCUGGGAGUCCACUGCUCCGUCUGAACCGCUGACCGGAGGGUGAGGAGGAAGAUUGUAGCAGCAGUGGACUCCUUGCAUCUCUUGUCAGUCUUGCACAUAAACAACGCGCGCACACACACACAUACAUAUACACUAUCCAUUUCCCACUGAUGGAUGUGUCUGCUUCCGUUUGCUGCUCACUGAUUUGUACACUUUAUCAAUGUAACCAAUUGUGAGAAUAAACAGCAUUAUAAAACCUGUG
Molecule: messenger RNA, 6968 nt
Organism: Pelmatolapia mariae (spotted tilapia)
Lineage: Eukaryota; Metazoa; Chordata; Actinopteri; Cichliformes; Cichlidae
Gene: apbb2b
Product: amyloid beta (A4) precursor protein-binding, family B, member 2b
Exons: 18
Coding region: 337-3066 (909 amino acids)
Biological process (GO): regulation of DNA-templated transcription
Cellular component (GO): nucleus; cytoplasm
Molecular function (GO): transcription factor binding; amyloid-beta binding
Source: RefSeq, a predicted model, not a curated record